This is a messenger RNA of Calidris pugnax (ruff), 1629 nucleotides long. Its product is annotated as ficolin-2-like. Bases 50 to 985 code for a protein of 311 amino acids. The transcript has 9 exons. The record is from RefSeq and is a predicted model, not a curated record. Lineage: Eukaryota; Metazoa; Chordata; Aves; Charadriiformes; Scolopacidae.
GGGACGUGGAUGAGGGGAGCUGCGCAGAGAGCAGAGAGUGGUGCUGGCCAUGGGGGGGGCAGCCCCAACCCUCCUGGCACUGCUCAGCCUAACAGCAACUACUUGCGAUACCCAGGACACCUGCCCAGAGGUGAGAAUAGUGGGACUCAGUGAUGCUGACCGGCUCGCCAUUCUCCAAGGAUGCCCAGGGAUCGCAGGUGCCUCUGGCCCAAAAGGAGAACCAGGUCUCCCAGGAACAAAAGGAGAAAUGGGAGCCCAGGGAUUCCCCGGGAAAGCAGGACCACCUGGCACAAAAGGAGCAGCUGGAGAGCCUGGCUUCCCAGGACCGAAAGGAAUGAAAGGAGAGCCUGGAUUUCCAGAAACAUGGGAAGCCAGGAACUGCCAAGAGCUCUUGGGUAAAGGAAAGAUCCUGAGUGGCUGGUAUACCAUCUACCCCCAAGGCUGCAACACCACCACUGUCUUCUGCGACAUGGACACAGAUGGCGGAGGAUGGAUUGUUUUCCAGAGGCGCUGGGACGGAUCAGUGAACUUCUUGCGAGAUUGGGCCUCAUACAAACGAGGCUUUGGCAACCAGCUUACGGAGUUCUGGUUGGGGAAUGACAACAUCCACCUCCUCACCUCUCUGGGACCCUGUGAACUCCGCAUUGACCUGAGAGACUUUGAAAACAACUACUACUUUGCCAAGUAUGCUUCGUUCAGAGUUUUAGGAGAGUCUGAGAAAUAUAAACUGGUUCUAGGAGACUUCCUGGGUGGAAAUGCUGCCUCCAGUGUUCUUGCCAUUGGACCCAUGAGCCAUCUGAAAGGCAGUGAAUUCCCGACCACGCUGCAGGCUGUGAUGGAGCCACAAUGUAGACCAGCAUGGAAAGGACUGAACUUCCAGCACAGAGCUGUCAGCACUGCCACCUCCUUCCUUCCCUCCCCACUGCCUCACACAGCAUGUGCUCCAGGACCUCAGGUGGGACCUCAGCUUCUGGAACCACAGUAGCAUUGCCCAGCACUUCCCUCCACAACACAGCUACAGCUGGGACCAGAGUCAGCUUCAGACAUUCCUCCAGGGCAUGUUCCAAGAUCUCAUUCUUUAGCCACUGUGGACCAAGAGCCAGAUACAAAACAGUCUGUCCAGCAACAUGUGGUACCAAGACACUAUAGUCCACUUGUGCAAGUCAAGCCUUGCACAAGUGGACAUCAUGUAAAUUGCCACCAGGUACCAGUAUCUUCCAUUUCACCUUGUUUCCAGUAGCAUUUGAAGAUGGGCUAUCUGCUGGUGGAUGGAUGUGGCUCAUCCAGUUUGUGUGAUGUUUUAUUUGACUAUUAGCAGAACUGGUCAAAGGGUCUCUUCUUCCUGGACUCCUGCUUCUGGACUCCCUCACAGCUGAUGUAGGGGAGAAGAGCCUAGUGGUAACUCCUCACUGCAGGGACAGACCAGGCUCACUGGAAGCAGUGUGUUUUUGUGUGGUAUGUUCCUAACAGUUUAUCACCCUAUUUAUUGCACAGCUGUGUACAGCUCCAGCCCUACAACACUUGAAUGCAAACCUUAUGGGCGAGAAGAGCAAAGAGGUGACUCACCCAGCACAACACACCAAGUCACCUAUGUGCUAUGAAAUAAACCUGAGGUUUUGCAUGUCCCUA